This is a messenger RNA of Pygocentrus nattereri (red-bellied piranha), 1620 nucleotides long. Its product is annotated as RING finger protein 122. Bases 259 to 645 code for a protein of 128 amino acids. The transcript is spliced from 6 exons. The record is from RefSeq and is a predicted model, not a curated record. Lineage: Eukaryota; Metazoa; Chordata; Actinopteri; Characiformes; Serrasalmidae.
CCAGUUGACACGGCAGUAUAGCAAAUUAGCGGUGGCAUCAACAGGCUGAGCCGACGUGACAUGCUCGGUCUCUUAGGUCUCUCAGAUGCCAAAGGAGGCUUGUUGAGUGGAGACAAAUACAAAACCACUGCCUUCACUGUAGAAUGCCUUACUCUGGAGGAUAUCUGAAGUCUGUGGCCGUGAAUAUAGACCAGCUUCAUCAAAUUCAGCGAUAAUGGGCACCUCAACAUUCAGGGGUUGAUACGCUUUGAGUGCACUAUGCCUUCAGUAGCCUUCCAGGAUCUGUUCUUGAACAUCUACAUGGUCAUCUUCGGCACCGGAAUAUCCGUCUUCAUUUUGAGUCUGAUCGUUUGCUGCUGCUUCAUAAGUAAAUUGCGACACCAAGCCCACUGCGAGAGCUUUGGCUACAAAGUGGUUGUAUUCCAAGGUGAAACAAAGCAGCUGAAUAUUGUGGGGCAAACAUGCGCUGUAUGUUUGGAGGACUACAGGAUAAAAGAUGAGCUUGGGAUGUUGCCAUGUCAACAUGGAUUUCACAAAAGGUGUCUGGUGAAGUGGCUGGAGGUGCGCUGCGUGUGUCCCAUGUGCAACAAACCACUUGCUGCCCCUGCGGAGCAGCUUGCCAGCAUACUGGAUGAGCUGGUGUGAAUACCUGCCAUGACCAUUUGCUUUAACAGACUACGGUUUUGCAAGGGGGCAUUCUUAGCCUUUUUUUUUUUUUUUUUUUUUUUUUUUUUUUUAAAAGAGGCCAACAUGACACUGCAGUUCUGAAAUGAUCAGCAGACGUUCAGAGCUAGCUGGAAAAACACAACUGUUGCAUCUAUUGGUUUAGACGUACUGUUCUGAGACAAUUGAGUUCACGUUCUUAUGCAUGUAAGCUGGGUUGGCUUUUGACCUGAACAUGUUAAAGACAGAAAGCUGGCAUUUUGAGUUGCUGUAAGUACUAUAUUUAAAUUCAAACCAAUUUUUUCCCCAGCUAGCUUUCUCAAACCCAGGACAAUGACUGCAUAUCAACUGUGUUCCAGUUUUGUGAGAAAGCCCACUGAAUUUUAUUAUUAGGUUUAAAGAGCAGAAUUUAGUUUCCAUGAGAUCACAGGUUUGUUCUACUUGUCUGUGCUGAACAGAAUAACACUGCACUAACGUUAAUAUCUGGGGGGGGUUUGUUGGUUAGUUUCUUGAAUUGCAAACUGUCAAACACCGAGAAUUUGAUUUGCCCAAAAAAAAAAAAACCAAACAAAAACAAACAAACACACAUCUUGCUACAACUACUGCAGAAUCUCUAAAGUGCAGUGCUGUUAACACUGUUCAUGUUGCUCCCUACUGGAUAAUGGGAAGAACUGCAAUAGCACUCAAUCACAUCUGAAAUCAAGGUUUAAUAACAUUUGUUCCCAGAAAACUCAGAAUAGGAAUGAUGUUUUGUGGUUUAAAGGCUUUGAGAAUAUUAAACCACUUGAAGAAAUAUACUGUGAUCAAUUUAAAGACAGUCAUACAAAAUAAUCUCGUAUAAGGAAUCUUGUUCCAACUUUAAUCUUUACUUUGUUAAAUGUACUUGCUGUUAAUGCAUAAAAUGAUGCCAUGAUACAUGGAACAAGUAUUUCUUAAGAAGAGAAAUUGCUUAGAAAA